AUGCAUCGGUGUUUACGGAGUGUCACUUAUACCUGCAACAACGACAUUCUGCAAAAUACUCCCCCUUAUGAACUUCACUAUAACACCACCGAUUUCACAGAAAGUAUCUUUGGUUCAUAUGUGUCAGUGAAUUAUACUAAUUAUACACUCUACGAGGGAAGUGGAACUGUUUUUCACCAGUGGGACAUCAGAAGCCCAGAAAACACUUUGAUAAAUAUACUCUCCUUCCGGGGUUGGUCGCAUAACCUGAAUCCAACAGCCGACAUCUCCUGCCAAUUGCGUAAAGGGAAAUUACAGGUGGUGGGUCUGCAAGGUCGGCAAGGGCCUUUCUGUAGAGCACCUGUUCACGAAGAAGAUAUCCUUUCCUACAUGCCCACUUCAUUAUCAGCAACGAAUUCAUUAUCGAUCCAGCUGCAAGUUGAUUCAGCUUUUGAGAACUCCAACUUUACUCUGCAAUAUGAAGUCGGAAAUUAUUGCGCUGAAGAAGAAACCAUCAUAGAUGACAGCAGAGUUCAUUGGAAUAGAACAUUGCUCUGCAGAGAGGCAAUAGCACCAUGCCCACACUCAGCUGAGGGUUACAUGUUACGUCAUUGUCGAGAUCGAGACGGGGAUCCUACCUGGGGAAGACCGAACUUGGAGAACUGUGUCAGUUUAGCUGUGAAGAAUAUCUUCAGAGAGGCAGAAUCACUCCGAAAUCAAACAGUGGUAUCCUCAAUGUCAAUCAUUAACGUCACUUCCAGUCUUGCUGACAUCAUUUCUCAAAGAAAAUCCAAUACAUCCCUCUACCCAGGGGAUCUGACAGAGGCAACUCGGACCGUUGUAACCAUUUCUGAUGUUACGGCCAAUGCAUCUGUUCACGACGCUUCUCUUUUAGAAAUAGCCAAGGGAUACGGAAAGGCAGUGAACGAAAUCAUUGAUCCUGAGACGACAAGCAUGUGGAAAAUACUAGAAUUUUCAACUGUUGAACGAAAACUCAUCAAUAUUCUAGAUGCAGUUGAAAAUCUAUCCUCGCACAUUGCACGAAAGAAAAUUUUGUUAAUGAAGAGGAGAGCUACUCGUUCUAUUACAAACUACACUCUGAACGACCGCAUUAAUGUUACACAUGAUUACUUAGAUUUUGAAAUAUCCUUUCACGAGAGAGUUGCAAUCUGUGAAGACACGAUAGAUUUAACCGUCGGUCCAACCAUGUCGGACAAAUUGAUUUUGACGUCAUCGGUGUUUAAAGCGGCCAUUGGUUCUACGAAAGAUAAAUACAUUCAGCUGUACACAGGACGAUUUCCAACCAUUCCAAACAUCUUGUCCUCAGCUGCAGUGGAAGAAACCAAAUACCAAUUCACAAAACCGAACAUCUCCAGGCAGAGCCAGUUCAUUAAUUCCGAUAUCGUAUCAGUUAGAGUACUGAACACGCCGGACUCCGCUUACCGAGACCUCAGUCAGCCUAUCUCCAUUAUAUUCCGUGUAGAGAACACAACAUGGAAUUCGUCUUUUCAUAGAACUUGUGUCGCUCUCAAUGUGACAGAUGGUUAUGCAGACUAUCGCUGGUCGCCUGAAGGUUGUCACUUGGAUGCUAGAAGAAGCAACAUAACUCAUGCCGUUUGUGUAUGCUCUCACAUGACCAAUUUUGCGAUUCUUAUGGAUGUGUUUGAUGUUCAGGAAAAGAUUGACCACGACAAUUCCUUAAUACUGACCAUUGUGACGUAUGCAGGAUGCGGGCUGUCUAUACUGGGGUGUCUCAUCACUGUCAUCAUCUUCGAAUUUUUCAGAUUGAAAAAGGAAAGAAUAAAGAUUCAUGAACAGCUUGCAAUAAGUAUCAUUAUGGUACAAAUCAUAUAUUUGGUGGGAAUAGACCGCACAGAAAAUGAGUAUGUCUGCAUGUCUAUGGCUAUUUUGCUGCACUACUUUCUACUGACCAUGUUUUGCUGGAUGCUUGUGGAGGGAUUCCAUCUUUACAUCGUAUUGGUGCAAGUCUUCAAGACAUACAGGGAUUUCAAAAAAUAUCUAGCGUUCGGUUGGGGACUACCUUUGGCAAUAGUGGGAAUAUCAGCAGGCAUAUUUCAUGACGAAUAUGGUACCAAAACAGCAUGCUGGCUGACGCAGAAAGUUUUGCUUGUGGCUUUUGUGCCAGCUGUGGGACUUCUGAUCGUGCUGAACACCAUUGUUUUGUUCGUCGUACUGAGGACUAUGAUGCGGUCCAUAUCAGUGUCCGCGAAAAUAGGAACGGAGGAGCGGUCAAGUGUGAGGACUGGUCUGAAGGCAGCUGCGGUGUUGCUUCCGAUUCUAGGUCUAACUUGGACGCUGGGGUUCUUCUCGAUUGAUUCCAAGGAAACGCUUGUUUUUACCUACUUCUUCACAUUCCUCAAUUCUUUACAGGGUGUGUUCUUCUUCCUCUUCCACUGUCUAAUGAGUACCGAUGUGAAGACUGCCUUUGAGCGCAGAUCACAAAGGAAGAGCCGGUCUAGUUUAUCAGCAUCUCUUAGGAAGUAUAACAAAAGAGACAGGCUAAUCAAUAACCAGAAAUCCUCCACGUCCGACACCUCUACAACUGAAAUAUCUAUCUCGAACAAAUCAACCCCACCCACAAAUAGAUUAUCCCAGAGCGAAUCAACCCCACCCACAAAUAGAUUAUCCCAGAGCGAAUCAGGCUGGGAAAACUACGGAUACGACCAUCCAACUGAGUUUUUUACUCGCUCAUUCAGCGACGGAAUCCCCACGUGGAAGAACACCAACAAUUUACGCGCCCUUCACAUGCAUUAUCAGACGGCAGAUGACAUCUACUCCAAAUAUAGUCUCCAUUUGAAAAAUUUUGAGCAGGAUGUCCCAACACCCAUUGAAGACCUCUACAACAAGCCGCUGAAAAGGAGGGACAGGGAAAAUCAUGUCCAUUUCAAUGACGACAUGGAGUUGACAGCUAGAAAUAGCGGCACGCCCGGUAUACCAGGGGAGCAUUCAUUGAACUUAAACCGUCCCUACAUCAAAAGUGAUAAAAACUGGUCAAAGAGCUUUCUUGCUGAAAUUCAGGAAAAGGCAAAUAAUAUCAAAUUGAGGAACACUUUAGCGAUUGAAAACGGACAACUCCAAGCCUAGGGGGAAGUUCAGGGCGUCAUUUAAUCUCAGUGAACAAUAUAUUCAUAAAUCUAACUCAAUUUUCACAUUGUUUAUCAAAUAUUUGCUAGGAAUUGUUUUCAAGCUAAAUGUCACAUUUUAAUCUCAUUAUUACUAGGUCCAUAAUUUCCAUUUCAAGAUGUUGUCCUCUUAGCUUCAUUUCAUAAUGUGCACAUACAUCUAUGCUCAUCUAGAAUUUCAUUCACAUCGUGAAGACUUUAAUAAGCUACUCACAAUUAAAUACUACGCUAUUCGU
Ostrea edulis (European flat oyster) is the source of this 3358-nucleotide messenger RNA. RefSeq names its product adhesion G protein-coupled receptor L1-like. The record is from RefSeq and is a predicted model, not a curated record. The coding region runs from base 1 to 3084 and encodes 1027 amino acids. Gene Ontology annotation, molecular function: G protein-coupled receptor activity. Gene Ontology annotation, biological process: adenylate cyclase-activating G protein-coupled receptor signaling pathway; cell surface receptor signaling pathway. Gene Ontology annotation, cellular component: membrane. The transcript is spliced from 23 exons. NCBI's taxonomy places the organism in Eukaryota, Metazoa, Mollusca, Bivalvia, Ostreida, Ostreidae.